Condylostylus longicornis is the source of this 2263-nucleotide messenger RNA. Its product is annotated as atrophin-1-like. Bases 187 to 1743 code for a protein of 518 amino acids. The record is from RefSeq and is a predicted model, not a curated record. NCBI's taxonomy places the organism in Eukaryota, Metazoa, Arthropoda, Insecta, Diptera, Dolichopodidae. The transcript has a single exon.
GUUUCCCCACAGUAUCGAGUAAAUAUUUGCGCAGUUCAUUAAUUUCAAUUGUGUAAAAUUGUGUGAAUCAUUCAAGUCGUGUGAAAAAAAUUUUGCUUAAGAAAAAGAAAUUUAAAUAUAUUUCGUGAACGCUUCCGCAAGUAUUUUUAAUAUUUAUAUUUUUGACGAAGAAAAAAUAAAAUAAAUAUGAGGAAGAUAUUUUAUCUUCUGUUAGUGGUGUUCCUAUCAAUACAAAAUGUUGUGGAAUGUAAAAGGACUUUGAGUGGAGGUAGCAGAAAGACAGGCUCCAGUUCAAGCAGUUAUUCAUCAAGAAGGACUAGUAAUACAAACACACAGCGAACACAAAGUUAUGCUACAAGUAGACCAGCCACUAGUAGACCAGCUACAUAUAAUUCUAAUACUUAUAAUAAACCAAGUCCAAAUGCAGACAAUACAAGACUAUCUUACAGUGGAAACACUUAUUCACAACCGAACAAGCCUUCUGCACCAGCACCACCACCAUAUAGCUCCGUAAAUAAAAACCAAGCUCCACCACCAUACAGCUCAGUUAAUAACCCGUCCUCAAUCAGCAGAAAUCAAGCUCCACCUGCUUAUAGUGCAAAUAGCCCUGUAGGUCACAGUACACUUCAGCAGGCAAGUUAUCCUCGGCAAAGCUAUGCAAAUAAUCAUCCACCACCAUCAUACGGACAACCAUCAUAUCACCAACCAGGUCAUUUACCACCUGGAGCUACAAUGUAUUCAGGACCACCUGGUAUGCCCCAUGGUCAACCUACAUAUUAUCAACCUGGACAUGUGCCAGCCGGUGCAACCAUGUAUGGUGGUGGUGGAGGAUAUCAUCCAGCACCUGUUGCUCCUCCAACAUAUUAUUCGCCUGGAGCUCUUCCACCCGGUGCAGUUCUUUACCCAGCUGGUCAGGCACCUAAAAGUUCAGGUCCAGGAUUCGGUACAGGUCUAGUAGCCGGUGCAGUUGGUGGAGCUAUUUUAGGACAUGUAUUAACACCAACACACAGCAGGGAAUAUGUUCGACCAGCUAGUAGUGUUUCAAGCGCACCAGCAGAUAAUGAUAGAAUUAUUAUUAUAAAUAAUGGGCCACCAGGUUCAGUUACUACAAACGCCGAUGGAACAACUGUAAUUAAUAAUGGAGGUGGAGCAGCUGUUGCUGCUGCGCCAAUGGCUCCAAUGUCACCACAGGAUCCACCAACUCCACUAGCACCAUUCCAACCAGGAUCAACCCAAGAAGUAAAUAAUCCUCAAAGUGCGCCAACAAAUAAUGCUGAGGCACCAGCAGCUGCAGCAUUGGCUCCUGCCGCAGUUGCAGCUGGAGCAGCUGUUGCAGAUCCUGCUGCUGGCGCAAAUAGCACAAAUGCGCAACCAGCAGGGCCACCACCUGGUAGUAUAGCUUGUUAUCCUAUAAUGGUUAAUCAAACAGAUCCAUCCGAUCCAACUAAAGUAACGCAAGUUGAACAAAUUGCUUGUUAUGAAGUACCUGCUAAUCCACCUCCACCAUCAGAUCAACAACAACAAACUUCUCCACAACAACCGCAAACAGAAGUGCGAGCAGAAAUGAAUAAUCAUCCAUCCUCAACAACAACUGAAUACAUGACACAAAAGACAUCAUCAGCUACUGUAGCUGAAAGUGCCCAAAUUAAACAAAGUGGAGCUCUUAAUAAUCAGCCAGUUUCACUUUGGACUGCUUUAACAUUUACAAUUUUUGUUUCAUGCAGUAAAUUCUUAAUGUCGUAAAAACAUUGUUCGUAUUCAUAAUACAAAGCAAUUAUAGCUAAACAACACAAAAAUUAGAAAACCAUUCAAGGUUUAAAUUUCGUCUGCCAGAAAAUUAUAAAAAUUUUGAAAAAAAAUCUACACAAAUUUACAUUGUUUUUCUACAAUAGUUACCUAUAUAAAAAUUUUGCGAAAAUUCAUCAAAAAAGUGACCAAUAAAAAUUUUUAAACUAUCAAUCACAAGAUACAAUUUAAAUGCAAUAGUAAAUUAAAAUUGGUAUAAUAACUAAAGACUCUAAAAUGACUUUCUUAUAAAUUUUUGACAAUUUUAAAUGCAUUGUAUUUCACGUAUAAUAUAACUGAUGCAUUCGGAAAGAAGUUGUAUUCUUUUUCUAAUGAAAUAUAGCUUUGAAGAAGAAGAUUAAAUAAUACAAAUAGAAGUGUCAUACAAAUGGAAUGUUGUAUAGAAAUUUGUAAAAUUUUUUAUGUUUAUGUAAAUCAGUUAGUAAAUUUUAAAUAUAAUUAUACGGGAAUACUUGCA